GUUAGAAAAUCAAAUUAUAUGUUGACGAAUGAACAGUGGUAAGCGGCUGCAAGUACUCAACUCUCACAUUUCUGGUGGUCUUCACCAAAACCCUACUGCGAUGGCGUCCGAGAAAGACGCCGCUCUUGCAGCCGUUCCCUCCGAUUCUCCCACUAUUUUUGACAAGAUCAUUAACAAAGAAAUCCCAGCAAAUGUUGUUUACGAAGAUGAUAAGGUUCUUGCAUUCCGGGACAUUGCUCCUCAAGCACCAACACACAUCUUGCUUAUUCCAAAAGUUAAGGAUGGCUUGACCGGUCUUUCUAAGGCUGAGGAGAGGCAUAGCGAGAUUCUUGGCCAUCUUCUCUACACCGCAAAGGUUGUAGCAAAGCAAGAAGGUCUUGAAGAAGGGUUCAGAAUUGUCAUUAACGAUGGCCCAAAUGGAUGCCAAUCUGUCUACCACAUUCAUGUUCACCUACUCGGGGGACGCCAAAUGAACUGGCCACCUGGCUAAUCUGGCACCUGCCCUCAAAGCCUAGCGGUUCCGAUCAUGUCUUUUCUUGUUUAAUGCUAAACUUAUGAAGUGAACUACAUAGUUAUGGGUUUAAGUCUUGAACCAAAUAGCAGGUUCUUUGAACUAGUGUCAUUGUUGGCAAACACAUAUUCUAUCUCAUAACGAUAAUAAUGCUAGGCUGUGAGUAUUUAUUACCAUGGUUGUUUGUGAUUGGCUGCUA
This is a messenger RNA of Helianthus annuus (common sunflower), 710 nucleotides long. Its product is annotated as 14 kDa zinc-binding protein. NCBI's taxonomy places the organism in Eukaryota, Viridiplantae, Streptophyta, Magnoliopsida, Asterales, Asteraceae. Gene Ontology annotation, molecular function: adenylylsulfatase activity. The coding region runs from base 29 to 490 and encodes 153 amino acids. Gene Ontology annotation, biological process: sulfur compound metabolic process; purine ribonucleotide metabolic process. The transcript is spliced from 5 exons. Gene Ontology annotation, cellular component: cytoplasm. The record is from RefSeq and is a predicted model, not a curated record.